This is a messenger RNA of Tetrahymena thermophila SB210, 1353 nucleotides long. RefSeq names its product transmembrane protein, putative. The record is from RefSeq and is a predicted model, not a curated record. The transcript has a single exon. NCBI's taxonomy places the organism in Eukaryota, Ciliophora, Oligohymenophorea, Hymenostomatida, Tetrahymenidae.
AUGAGAUUUAAAUUAAUUUAGAUAAUAACUUCAUUUUUUUUUGUGAGUAUUUGUCUAGCAAACAAUAUAUCCAAUGAACAGAGUGAUCGUUCAAGAUUUUUGCAAUAGAUUGAAAGCAAAUAAAAUUAAGGAUUAACAGAUUGUCCUUCGGAUUAGUGUAUUUAGUUUGAUACAAAUUAAUCAAGAUGUCUAAAAUGCGCAUAAAGUUAAGGUUCUCAUCAAGCACAAAAUGACUGCAAACAUCUACUCGGUGCUAAAUUGAAUGAAAAAACAAUCUCUCUUAUCAUAGCUAUACUUAAUUUAUUGUUUUUAGCCAUUUUGCAAUAUUGCUGGAUACAUUUUUCCUAAAAAAACUAAAACAACUUUAUUAAUUCUAAUUAAGUAAUAAACAAAAAGGUAUUUAAUCCUUAAAGUAUAGUUAACACUGAAAUAUGCCCAAUCUAAUUACUCACAGGCAUUCCUAUUUAAACAGUUCCAGAUAAUUUCAGUUAAUCUAAUAACAAUAAAAAUAUUCAAGAUAUUAAUUAAGAUGAAUAAAAAGUAGAAUGCUAGUAGAUAAAACCAUAGUAAACGAGGUUUAGCUUAUAAGUAGAAUCAAUAAAUUUAUCACCUGAUUUAUUAUUAUAAUAAAGAAUUUAACAUAAUCAAUAAUAAUAACAACAAUAACAAUAACAAACACAGUAACAACAAAUUUGUAAUAAUUAGCUAAUUCUCUAAGGUGUUUAUUAAAAUGCAUUAUAAAAUCUCUAAGGAUAUUAAAAUAAUCUACUUAUAUUAAAUAAUGGAUAGGAUAAAAUUUCAAAAUUAAAAUAUUCUGGUUAUUAAUUAAUUCAAGCAGGUAAUUAUUCGUUUUAAAACUUUAGCAAUAAGCUUAGAAUAAGACAUGUUAUAAUAAAUAUUUUGAUUCUGUAGUUAAUUUAUUCUAAAUUUUUAGUUCUAAUUAAAUAGUACAACAAAGACAACUUAUCAACAAUAAUAGACGAUUAUUUGGUUAUUGAAUUUUUAAUAGGAAUGAUUUUGUAUUGGUUAUUUACUUUUUUGCUUCCUUCCUUAGUUAAAAUAAUAACAGCGCUUUUUUGUGCUAAAAACAUUACAAGUUGUAGAUGUGGUCAUUUCUUGAUUGCUCUUUUAUUUGAAAUAAUUGCUAUCACUUUGAGUAUUUUUAUAACAUUAGAUUUAUUAAAAAUGAGUACUGCAAUGUCAUAAAUUUGGAUUCUUCUUUGGUCUUAAGGAUUACUUCUUAUAAUCCUUUUUGAUAUAAAAUCAGUCAAAUCUUUAAAAAGUAAAUCUAAUUCUUUUAUGGCUAAAUGUGUUAUGUUUAGGAAGAUGAAUUUCUAUGCAGAAAAAGUUUGA